Periconia digitata is the source of this 613-nucleotide messenger RNA. NCBI's taxonomy places the organism in Eukaryota, Fungi, Ascomycota, Dothideomycetes, Pleosporales, Periconiaceae. The record is from the annotation of a GenBank genome assembly.
ACACAACGUAGUCUUAGCGGGAGUAAAUCAGUAUAUAACUUCCCCUGCGCAUAACCACCCCCUACACUCACUACCCCAUCACCCUCGAGUGCUCUCUAACCCACCAACGCCCGGUCCAACCCAUCCAACCUCCCCACAGACAACAAUGCAUCUCCUAACUACAUCUUUCCGCCCCUUCCUCCUCCUCGCCGCCAUCCUAUCCCUCCUCUCCACAACCCUCGCCCAAAACCAAUGCGAAGGCGACAAGUCUAUCGAAGGAUACUGCACGAUCCUCUCCAUGACCGACGUCACAGACAAGUCCUCCAAGACCCCCACCACAGCUCAAUGCAUGAACACGUGUCGUAGCAUCCUCAGCGAUGCUGGGGACUGGAUUGUAGAUUUUACGGGUCAUCCUGAGGGCUACAUCGAUAAGCUCAGCCAGUCUAGUUGUAGCUUCAGUAUUGGGCGGGGAGCGGGUGAGGGGUUGGAUUAUCGGUUCCAUAUGCAUAAUCAGGACAUUGUUGAUAUCAUUGACGAUGUGAACCGGAGAUUUGGGGGACUGCAUGGCGGGAACGUAGCUGCCGAGGGGACUAUGGAAUGUGAGGGGCAUCAGGCGACUUGGUUUGUCAACUGA